UUUCCAUUAUAUAUCUCGAGGCCCUGUCCGCCCGGUGGAUCUGAACAGUAAUAUAACUGUAAUAAGUCUUCCAUCCCUCCUCCUCCUCCUCCUCUGUCUCUUUUGCCUCCUCAAUCGCACCCUUCCCUGUACGAAGAAACCUAAUCGUCGAAAAUAUAUACAAGGAGAGUCAUUUCUUCCCGAUUUCUUCAACUCUCGUUCCAUUUUCUUGUUCUUGAUCCCAACAAUCUUUCAUGUUCGUAAACUAUUUCAUUUUCAUCUUUCUAUGGUCAUUAAUCUUACCUUGAUUCCGUGUAUGAACCAUCCUGUUAUCAACCAAUCUUUUUGGUUGUCCGGAGAUUAGAAACCCUUUCCACCACAAACAUAAAACAAGCACAGGUUAUACAGGACUAAACAAGACGGGUACCUGACAUAUUCGCAGGGCAGAUCAUCAUCGUGAAUGGAAGAAAGAGAAUCGGUGGAGUAAAAAAAUCAUAAAGUCAUAAAGGAAUGCUGUAUCUGAAGCAACCAAACUCCAUGUAUUCGGGGUUUUGUUGCUGGGCAGAGUAUAUAUAUAACUAAACAGCGGCAGGGUUGAAUGCUCUUCUGAUUUUAUUUUUGAACCGAGCCCUGAGGAGGAGGCUCGGAUCUGGAUUGGACAACCAUCGGACAAAUAAUAGCGAUGGCGACAGAUAAUGAGCAUCUCUUCCCUCCUCUUAACGAACCAAUACCAUACUCCUCUCACAUGGCCGCGUCAGAAAAUGAGGCUGAUGAACCAUCCUUCUCUCCCGUGGCUACUCCACUUGCCUAUCUACAAAAAUUCAGGCUUUACGAGACUCGAUCGAAAUAUUACAUGGUAGGAAGAGACAAGAGUCGCAGACACUGGAGAGUGUUGAAGAUUGACAGGUUAGAGGCUUCCGAGCUUAACAUUCGUGAGGAUUUUACAACUUAUACAGAAAAUGAAUGCUCUGACCUCUUGAGAACGAUCCAUGAGGGUAAUAGGUCCACAGGGGGACUCAAGUUUGUUACCACUUGCUAUGGAAUUGUUGGUUUUAUCAAAUUUCUUGGACCGUACUACAUGUUGCUGAUUACGAAAAGAAGGCCAAUUGGUUCAAUUGGUGGCCAUACAGUAUAUGCGAUCUCUAAGACUGAGAUGAUAUCACUAUCAGAUACUGUAACUCAGUCCAAUCUGACUAUGUUGAGACAUGAAAAUAGAUACAAGAAGCUACUCUGCAUGGUGGAUCUUACAAAGGACUUCUUUUUCAGUUACUCAUACCAUGUUAUGUGUAGCCUUCAGAAGAACAGUUGUAAUGAUGAGACAAGACAGGUUCUCUAUGAGACCAUGUUCGUCUGGAAUGAGUUCUUAACCCGUGGAAUCCGGAAUUUUCUCCAAAAUACAAUGUGGACAGUGGCACUGGUUUAUGGUUUUUUUAAACAGGAUAAGCUUUCAAUCUCUGGACGGGACUUCAGGUUGACUCUCAUCUCAAGACGUUCCCGCCAUUAUGCUGGGACCAGGUACUUAAAACGAGGGGUAAAUGAGAAGGGCAGAGUGGCUAAUGACGUAGAAACAGAGCAAAUUUUGUUUGAAGAUGUUCCUGAUGGAUUUCCUAUGCAAAUUAGUUCAGUUGUUCAAAAUCGUGGAUCAAUACCACUUUUCUGGUCACAAGAAACUUCACGCCUGAAUAUUAAGCCUGAUAUUAUGUUGUCAAGGAGGGACCAAAACUACGAAGCUACCAGACUUCAUUUUCAGAAUCUUGUCAAGAGAUAUGGAAACCCUAUCAUCAUAUUGAAUUUGAUAAAGACGAAUGAAAAAAGACCUCGAGAGUCCAUUCUUCGUACUGAGUUUGCCAAUGCAAUUAAAUGCAUUAAUAAAGAUUUAUCGGAGGAGAACCAUCUCAAAUUUCUACACUGGGAUCUGCACAAGCAUUCUCGAAGCAAAGGCACAAAUGCGUUGCUCUUUUUAGGCAGAUUGACGGCAUAUGCACUGACACUGACGGGUUUCUUUUACUGUCAAGUUGUCCCAGUGUAUAGAUCUGAAGGGUGCUUGAGAUGGCCUUGUUUUGAGAAUGUUGCUGCUAGCAACUUGUCUGCCUCGCGGGAUUUCAACAUUGAUGAUGCUAAAAGUUGUGAUAGUGGAUAUAAGAAUACCAGUGCUAGACAGGAAAACUAUUGUGGUGGUAAAUACGUGGAGAAGGAUAACAGCUCUGUUAGAUUACCAAUGUUUCAAAAAGGAAUUCUCAGGACAAAUUGCAUAGAUUGUUUGGAUCGCACAAAUGUUGCACAAUAUGCAUAUGGUUUGGCUGCUCUAGGACGUCAGCUGCAUGCUUUAGGAGCGAUAGGUUCUUCAGAGAUUGACCUUGAUAACCCUUUGGCGGAGGAAUUAAUGGGAUUUUAUGAGAGAAUGGGAGACACACUAGCUCAUCAAUAUGGUGGUUCAGCUGCACAUAACAAGGUAUUUUCUGAGCGAAGGGGUCAGUGGAAAGCUGCAACGCAGUCGCAGGAAUUCUUUAGAACUCUCCAAAGGUACUACAACAAUGCUUACAUGGAUGCAGAGAAACAAAAUGCCAUUAAUGUAUUUUUGGGGCAUUUUCAGCCACAGGAUGGUAAACCUGAAGUAUGGGAGCUGGAUUCAGACCAGCAUUUCAGUGCAUAUAGGAAUGGAUGCUCAGCGGUGGAUAAAGAUGGGAGGUCAUUGCAUAAGAAAUCUUUAUCAGAUGGCAACAUAAUUCGUGAAAGCAAGUUACCUACCUCGAGCUCUAAUAUUGGCAAGAGCUUUGCAUGCUCUGCCUUAUCAGAUCGAUCACCUGGAGAAAGCAAAAUGAUUUUUGGGUCUAAACCAGAAAUAUCAACCUGUGAUAGUGGCUUGACAUGCUCAAGGGAGCCUUUUGGUGACUUGCACAAUGAUGGAUCACUUGACGAAGAGAAAAGUCAUUCCGUUGAUUGCUCCAACUUUGUUGAUCUAGAUUGGCUUUCUUCCUCUCUCAAUUCAUGUGAGGAGCAGUUGCUGGGGAGAUCGCUUUUCGCACGCUCGUCAAUGGCUGGACUGUCACCUGAGAAUGCUGCCAACGAAAUUGCAGCAGAGACGACUCCAUCCACCAGCGAAUCCAGCAUCAAGGGGAGCAAGCAUACUGCAAUGGAGUCAUUGUGCGAUGAUUAUGAUCUUCCUGAGGAAUUUUCAGAUAGUUUUCUGCGCUGGAUUAACAAUGGAGAGACUCUUUGCCACUAAGGCGGGUUUUGGAUUUUCCUCGGCAUUAAUGCUUAUUGGGCCUAAAGUAUCUUGAACAGUUUUUUCUGCACGUGUGAUGAGCAGAGACCGGACAAGCCCUCUGGUUAGCCUUAUAUCAGUUUGGGAACCUACAUGCUUCUUUAUGCAGUAGUUUAAAUGUUUGAUGGUAAAAAUGUGUGCUUAUUUUUGGCUAUGUUUAAUUAUCCAAGGCUGUGAUUGGUUUUGUAAAUGUAUAUAUGCACUAUCAGCUAUAGGAACCCCACUGUUUAUUUAGGCAGGUGAUUCUUUACAACCAUAUAUGUUUAACAAUACUUUUGUCUUAUGCUGCAAUAAGUUUGAUUGAGCCAUUGUAUACUCAUAUUUUGUGCAGUUGUAAUCAUCUGUUUCUGACUGCU
This is a messenger RNA of Cynara cardunculus var. scolymus (artichoke), 3600 nucleotides long. Its product is annotated as phosphoinositide phosphatase SAC2-like. Bases 662 to 3205 code for a protein of 847 amino acids. Gene Ontology annotation, molecular function: phosphatidylinositol-3,5-bisphosphate 5-phosphatase activity. The transcript is spliced from 16 exons. Gene Ontology annotation, biological process: phosphatidylinositol dephosphorylation. NCBI's taxonomy places the organism in Eukaryota, Viridiplantae, Streptophyta, Magnoliopsida, Asterales, Asteraceae. The record is from RefSeq and is a predicted model, not a curated record. Gene Ontology annotation, cellular component: intracellular membrane-bounded organelle.